This is a messenger RNA of Nomia melanderi (Alkali bee), 2448 nucleotides long. Its product is annotated as OTU domain-containing protein 7B. Lineage: Eukaryota; Metazoa; Arthropoda; Insecta; Hymenoptera; Halictidae. The record is from RefSeq and is a predicted model, not a curated record. Gene Ontology annotation, cellular component: nucleus; cytoplasm. Gene Ontology annotation, biological process: protein deubiquitination involved in ubiquitin-dependent protein catabolic process; protein K48-linked deubiquitination; protein K11-linked deubiquitination. Gene Ontology annotation, molecular function: K63-linked polyubiquitin modification-dependent protein binding; zinc ion binding; DNA binding.
CAAGGUCAAAUGCAUUUCUAGCAACCGUCGGUUGCCGAUGUGCAUAUCAUGAGGGGGGACAAUUAGCUGCGAAUGGUUUUCUUGAAUUUACCAAACUGAUCACGCUACCGUGGUCGCGUGAACUGUCCGCUGGUGGGCAGGCACGGUACUGCGUAAAUAAGAACGGUGUACUCCUCGUCUCGUUGACAUGUGACCGGUUUAAAGUUUCACGGUGACUUCUGUGCGCAACAAUAAUAAUUCGCUUCCCGCCCUCCUACUCGACCGCAGUUUCGAGGCUGCCGUGGUCUAGGUUAUGUUGUGUUUAUAUCAUAGUCUGUGCAAACAGAUUCUUAGUCUUACUCGAUACGUCGCGGAUAGCCUUCCGCGGAGUGGCUUCGGUACGGGCGCUGUAAUACGAAAUAUGAGAAAACGUACGAACGGAUCGUGCGUCGCAAGCCAAUUAAAGUACCAUUUAACAACGCUCCGCCACCAUAUUUCGUUGCUCUAAUUUAAUAUACGGGCCAAGGUUUGCACUUUUUCGGUAACUGCAUUCAAUAUAGAUAUAUUAAGGCAGGGUGAUGAACGUAGGGCUAUCCCCGUAUGAUGGUUUGGAGAAAGAGUCAACUUCUAAUAGCACGUUGGAAAAUGGAAGUGGCGCUACAAAGAAAUUGGCUAGAGGUAUAUCUAGAGCAACCGAAAAUGCAGCCAUUGUUUCUUAUGCUCGAUCACAGAUAGGAUCAUUAGAUACUCCAGAAUUUACAUUCUCUCUUCCUGAUCUAACUGUUUAUCCAGAUUCAUUUCGUCAAUUUUUGGAGAAAGAUCUGAUCGAGGGAGGAUGUUUGACUUCUUUGGAAGCUGCCGGUCGUUUGAAUUGGUGGUGCGGUGGUAAAAAUGGAAGUAACAGAGUCCUUUGGCCUUUAGCAACAUCUGGAGAUGGCAAUUGUCUUCUUCAUGCAGCAUCUCUAGGCAUGUGGGGUUUUCAUGACAGGCUUCUUACAUUGAGGGAAGCAUUGCAUAAUACUUUAGCCAAAGGAGAGUAUAGACAUGCUUUGUUUAGAAGAUGGAAAUGGAGGCAAAUGGAUUUAAAUGCUGCUGCAGGAUUAUCUUAUACAGAGGCAGAAUGGUUGACAGAAUGGCAAACCAUUGUAGAUAUGGCUUCUCCUCUUUUCAGAAACCAAACAGCAACUUCAUAUCAAAGUCUAGAAGAAGUACACGUGUUAGCUUUGGCUCAUGCUUUAAAGAGACCUAUUAUAGUUAUAGCAGAGACUAUGUUGAAGGAUGCAGAAGGUGUAGCUUUAGCCCCAAUUCCGUUUGGGGGUGUCUACCUCCCGUUAGAAGUACCUCCAUCUCGUUGUCAUAGAACUCCAUUGCUUUUAGCAUAUCAUUCUGCUCACUUCUCUCCCCUUGUUAUUGUCGACGGUUCGAGUGAUUUUGACGACCGUUGCAGCGAAGGCGUUAGCAUACCUUUAGUAGACCCAGACACAGGUCAAUUAUUACCCGUUUUAUUUGCGGUAGAUCCGGGACCUGACUGGGAUUGGCAUGAAGGGUCUCGUGACUUAACAUGCCGACAAGAUACGAUGGAAAUCUUAUUACGAGAGUACUUAGACUGUGAAUACCAAAAUUUUACUUCAGAAGAAAUUGAAAGAUUAACCGAUACUGAUGGUUCAUUAUCUAAAACAGCAAAACAAUUGCUGGGUGUUGCUAAACAGUUUGGAUCUAUCGGUAAAUCGGUUAGUAAAAAACUAUGGCCUACAACAAAGAGACCAAAGAGCCCGCCAGCAACGGUGGCUGGACUUCCGACCGAAGGUUUGUUAUGUAUAAGGAUUAGAAGUAGACGUCAUCAGUACGUGGAUCAAAUGCUUCAGAAUUAUCUUCAAUGUGCUCAUGCAAGAUACCUGCAGGAUCAUAAAGUUGACGAGACUGGUAGUGAAAUGAAUUACGGCGCUGGUAAAUCAAAAUUUUACACUGCCAGCGAUCGAGGAAGUCACGCGAGCGUUAACAAACUGUUGCCUACUAAUCCAAAUAAGGAUCGUACACUUUAUCUUUCGAGGUCUACCUUUUACAAAGACCAAACGUCAUCCGAGAAACCGGGGCCACAACGAUGGAACAGUAACAGUUUAGGGGCUAUUGUCAAAGAAUGUCGUAACGGACAAUGUCAAUUCUUCGGUUCGGCGGAGAAUGAUUACUAUUGUUCACAGUGUUGGGCUAAUCGGCGUUACCGUUGAGGAAUUUGACUCAGCGACACAUGACAAUAAUAACUCUUUAAUAUUAUCCGUAUGAAAUCGUCUAUAAUCAGAUUUAGACCUAACACUAGCCAUUUUAAACUGAAGAUGAAGAAAACUUGUUCGUCUUGUCAAAUAUUCUUCUUCCCCUGCUGUACUGAUUCAACUGUUUUUUUUUAUCAUCUAUGUAUGUUGUUUUUAAUCAUUGGUAUCGAUCACUUUAAAAAGCAUAUCAAAUGUACAGGGU